AUUCAGUGAUCAGAAUUUCAAUACGUGGCGAAUCUUUACAGAGUACAGAUCGACACUGUCUAUUUCUAGUGGUUAUUGCCUGCAACUUAUGAUGGAACGUGUAGUUGGAGUGCUUAUUCUGUCACUGGCAAUCCUUCAAGCUGUUUCGGCGAAGGAUAACAGAUGCGAAGGAAAAAAUUAUUUUGAUGUAUGCGAUGAGAAUAAAUGGUGUAUUUGUCCGAGCUUACUUAUAGCAGUAGAUUUGACAAAUAAUCCACUGAAAGCAUGUGACAAAGGUCAGAUGGUAUGCAGAUUCUGGCCAUGCUGGAAUUAUUUUGAUUUCGGCGUCCCUCAACGACCAAGGAAGGGACCAAAGGGUGAAUUCAUUAGAUGCAGUUCUGACGACCAAUGUACGAUAAGGGAAGUACCGUUUUACUCGUCGGCAGCAGCAACAAUGGACGUAACAAGGCAGGACGAAGGAGAGGAAGGAGAGAAGAAAUAG
Molecule: messenger RNA, 481 nt
Organism: Mercenaria mercenaria
Lineage: Eukaryota; Metazoa; Mollusca; Bivalvia; Venerida; Veneridae
Exons: 6
Coding region: 89-481 (130 amino acids)
Source: RefSeq, a predicted model, not a curated record